Messenger RNA from Magnolia sinica, 1087 nucleotides. RefSeq lists its product as uncharacterized. NCBI's taxonomy places the organism in Eukaryota, Viridiplantae, Streptophyta, Magnoliopsida, Magnoliales, Magnoliaceae. The coding region runs from base 11 to 832 and encodes 273 amino acids. The record is from RefSeq and is a predicted model, not a curated record. The transcript is spliced from 5 exons.
UUCUUUUAAAAUGAUCUUUCAUUCAGAGGCAGAGUCAUUCGAUGCAGAGCUGUUAGGGGAUGCAGCUCCUGAAGAUGCUAGAGCUAUUUUUCUUUUUAUGCAAGCAGGUCGUCAUCUUCAUCGUCUAAGAAGAGGUUCCAUGCAAGGUUCAGAAUUACAUGAGAAGACUUCAUUGAAAAGGGUCAUUAGGAUUAUUGAAUUUGGGCAACCAAAUGCAGGGGAUGCAAAUCAGAUCGCAUUCAAUUCAAGCAUUGGUGUUCCCACCCGUACACACAUUCCGAUCACCUACACAGACUUUCGGCAGGUGCCUCCACAGUACAUUCAGAGGGUCAGUGAUAUCCUGGCAUGUAGUUAUGAAUUUCAGGAUAACCAAAAAGCAUGGCCACAAUACGUUCGUGAUCGCUGUAUUGCCGCUUGGAAAAAUUUCAAGAACAAUUUGCAUAAAAAGCAUUUUAAGGACAAGGAUCCUGCAGUUGUGAAAUCGUAUCCCGCCCCUAUUGGUGUCUCUAUUGAGGAUUGGAUGAUCUUCAUGGAUUAUUGCAAUACUGAUAAAUUCAAGGAAUCAAGUGUAAGAAAUGCAUCCAAUCGGGCCAAACAAGUUGGCCCUUCUACACUUGGUCGGCGUAGCAUGGCUGCCACACGUCAUGAGAUGGCAAUUAAGAGGAAUCUUACUACUGAUGCCGAGGUUGGUAGGACUGAGGUGUACAUCCGAGCCCAUACAACAAAGGAUAACAAGGUGCAAUUUCCAGAAACCUUUGAAAAAAUAAAAUUGAUUCAAAGUAGUAAUCCUGCAUCUCGGAUGACCAGUGUAGAUGAUGCCCUUACACAGUAAAUUGGGAGUGAUAGUAGAGGGCGCAUGCGGGGGAUAGGUGGAAAUGUAGGCAAGAUUGCAUUGAAGAAGACAAUGCCUAUUGUACAGAAGCUUGGUGCGGUGUCACGAGAACGAGAUAAUUUGAUAGAUGAAUUAAGUGAAGUGAAGAAAAGCUUGGGAGAUCUCCACUAGAAGGUUAAUUGCUUUGUAGAUAAGUAAGGGGAACAAAGGGAUGUGGCUUCACUGACAAUUCCUCCAUUUAAAUCUAGUCAUGCA